This is a messenger RNA of Dendronephthya gigantea, 993 nucleotides long. RefSeq lists its product as uncharacterized. The record is from RefSeq and is a predicted model, not a curated record. The transcript has 6 exons. The coding region runs from base 16 to 795 and encodes 259 amino acids. Gene Ontology annotation, biological process: maturation of SSU-rRNA from tricistronic rRNA transcript (SSU-rRNA, 5.8S rRNA, LSU-rRNA). Lineage: Eukaryota; Metazoa; Cnidaria; Anthozoa; Malacalcyonacea; Nephtheidae. Gene Ontology annotation, cellular component: 90S preribosome; preribosome, small subunit precursor; nucleolus.
GCUGUUGACACCGGAAUGGGCCGUCAAGAGAUAAGCAAAUAUUGGUAUUCAAAUUUGAUGCAAUUUCGAAACAAUGAAGCUCAAUUUACAAUCUCUUUGGCAACACACACACGUGAUUCAAAGGCAAGCCAGUCAACCAACAUAUUUAUUAAUCAUGGCUGCUUGGAAAUAAAUGAAUUGGAAAAGUUUGCUACUGAAAUGGGAAAAAUUCGCCGGGUGAGAACAAAAAGACACAUCGAAGCGGUCAAGGGCAAUCCGAGUGAAGAUGACCAAAAAACUACAAACUUCUUGCCAAAUGAGUCACAUUUGCCAGCACUGUUCCCGACAAACAAUCUUUUUGAAAUCGAAGUUCCUCAAAAAACAACAAAAGAUGAAGCACAUAAGAAUUGCCAAGAGAGUGGGGAUCUUGCUGAUGAAGAGAAGUUAAGUACAAAAAAAGGCAAACGAAAACUUAGACAUCAAAAGUUUUUAAAAAAACUUCAUGCAAGCAAAGCAUUUGAUGAAAACUAUAAAGCAACCAAAAUAAGACAGAAAACAGUCAUAACAGGAGAUUUAAAUCCACUAACUGAAGCAUUAUUAGACAUUGAUAAGAUGCCAACUGAAAAAAUAACUAAAAAGAAAAGAAAAAACACUAAGAAGCAAAACAAGUCAAGCUCAAGUGAACAGAAAAGACUGAAUGCACAGAUUGCCGAUAUGGAGAGAUUUCAAAAAGUUGUUGAUCACCCAUUGUUCAAAUCAAAACCAUUAUUGACUAUUGAUGAACAUGUUAAAAAUGUCAUAAAAAAUCAAACCUGAUGUUUAAGAUUUGUUUUUUGUUUAUAUUUGUGACACCAAAUUUGGGUAGGGUAACCUACUGAACUUCUUUAUAUCUCAACUUAGUAACUUCUUUAAAUACUCUUCUAACUCUACAAGUAAAGUUACAAUUGUGUAAUGUUAUUAUCAUGUGUAAAAACAUAUUUUCUAUUUCCCCAAGUGCAAAUUUCACUGGAUUCC